ACUAAUUCUGGGGAAUUUUUUUCCAGACCUGCAGACGCGCAUUCAACAUUCAACAGAAGAUGCUGGCCAUCACGCUGAACCUCUUUGUCGCCAUCUUUAUCCUAAUUUGGGCCUACUUCACCAUUAAGACGCGCCAUAUGGCGAGACUGGCGAAGAAAAUACCGGGCCCCAAACAGUCUCCCCUCUGGAAGAAGCUACUUACAAGUCGCCAAAACUCCAAGUCUACGGACAUGUUGCAAAAUAUGGUCGAAAUUUCCAGACAGUACGAUUCGACUUUUUGCCUUUGGAAAGGCUAUGAGCUCUUUGUUUUUCUGCAAGACAUCAAACAUAUUGCGGCUCUGUUAUCAGACAGCGAGGAAGUGGGCAAAUCUUCUACGUACAAAUACUCGACACCCUGGUUUGGGACAAGUAUAGGAGUUGCUGAAGGCGAGAACUGGAGAAUCCGACGCAAGUUGAUCGCACCCGAAUUCCGCCCCUCGACUCUCGAAUCUAGUGUUCAAAUCCUGAACUCCAAUUCGGAAAGACUGCUCAACAGACUGUCCACAUUCUUGGGUGGUCCUGAGUUCGAUGUGUAUCCCUAUAUGAAUUUGCACUCUAUCGAAAAUGUGUGUGAAACAUUUAUGGGCGCGAAAAUCAACGCUCAACAAAACAGUGGAUCGGAAUUCGUGAGGGCAAUCAGCGCUUCAUCCCACUGCAUGUACGCCCGGAGCCAGAACCCACUUCUGCACCCUGACCUGCUGUUCCACAUGUCCUCUCUGGGGAGGCAACAAGCGAGAUACCUGGCCACAGUGCAUGCCACGAGCAAGGAGGCUGUGGAAGAGAGGGCGCAGCAACUGCUUCAUGACAAGGGUUGGAGAGCUCGGAUUCCAAUCCUGGAUAUGCUGAUCGAGCUAUCGAGAAAUGACAAAGAUUAUGGACGCCUAGAUGUGCGGGAGGAAAUAGCCGCAAUGCUAAUUGUAAGUUAUGAAACAACGGCCGUAGCACUGAGUUUCGCUUGCUGGAUGUUGUCACAGCACCAGGACGUACAGGAGAAAGUGCUGAUGGAACAGAAGGAAAUAUUUGGCGACUCUGAUCGUCCUGCCACCUACCGUGACAUUCAAGAAAUGAAGUAUCUAGAAAUGGUAAUCAGAGAAACCAUCCGACUGUACCCAUCGCUACCAGUAUUUGGACGAAAACUGCAAAGGGAUUUCGAUGUGGGAGAUUUUGUCAUUCCUGCAGGCGCAAAUGUAAUGUUUCUGGCUUACCAGAUACACCGGAACCCAAAAUACUUCCCGGACCCAGAGAAAUUCAACCCGGACCGUUUCCUGCCCGACAACGUGAUGAGAAGAAGCCCUUACUGCUAUCUAGCGUUCUCUGCUGGACCUAGGAAUUGUGUGGGCAUCAAGUACGGAAUGCAGGCGAUCAAAGGCACGCUGUCCGCAAUGAUAAGAAAGUUCAAGAUUCUGCCAGGCAGCACGCCACUCUCUCUGCAGUACAAGAUAAUGCUGGGAUCUCGAACUGGAUUCAAAAUCAGACUGGAAUCUAGAUAGAACUGUCCUCCUAUAACCGGGUUAGUGAUUAUACGUGGGUUACUUCAAAAGUCAUGGCAACUAAUUUUUGGGGGGCAAACACGUUA
Messenger RNA from Cryptotermes secundus, 1615 nucleotides. RefSeq names its product cytochrome P450 4C1. The record is from RefSeq and is a predicted model, not a curated record. The coding region runs from base 60 to 1529 and encodes 489 amino acids. Gene Ontology annotation, molecular function: monooxygenase activity; heme binding; iron ion binding. Lineage: Eukaryota; Metazoa; Arthropoda; Insecta; Blattodea; Kalotermitidae. The transcript is spliced from 11 exons.